Molecule: messenger RNA, 1431 nt
Organism: Letharia lupina
Lineage: Eukaryota; Fungi; Ascomycota; Lecanoromycetes; Lecanorales; Parmeliaceae
Exons: 4
Coding region: 1-1431 (476 amino acids)
Biological process (GO): replication fork processing; resolution of meiotic recombination intermediates
Cellular component (GO): FANCM-MHF complex; Fanconi anaemia nuclear complex
Molecular function (GO): protein heterodimerization activity; chromatin binding
Source: RefSeq, a predicted model, not a curated record
AUGUCAAAUAUCAAGGAGAACAUCAGGGUAGAUUCUGGAACUGAAGACGAGCUCUCAGCUCCAUCCAAGCUAUUUUGCGUCACGCCGCGAAACUCCGCUGCCGGACAAGCAUGCCCCACUGGACAAGGUCGAACACCAUUUGCAAACUUGCGACACCUAGCCGGACUAAUGCGAAAGCCAUCAACGCCUCGGAGACGUGCUUCUAGCGUUGGCGCUACCACAUCUCGGGGCAGUGCCGUCGGCGCACUCUCCGCAAAGUCGCGCACGCCAGGUGCUCGCCGGCCACUGCAGGAAUUCUUGACGACGAGAAGCAAUCCCACAACACCCCACGCAAUCAGAGCUUUGCAGCAGCGAAGGGCUACGCCAGGUCGCGAUAGACGCAAAAGUAGGCGUAUGCAGCGUGAAACACCAAGGGAUGCACUUAGGAACCUUAGCAAGAUUCUGGCUUUGAAUAGCCAACCAUCUUCUCUUCCAUCGCACCUUGAACAAAAUGAGCGCCGCGUAACUGAAGGCAACAAUAUCGAAGAUGGUCUAGAGCUGCAGCGACCCGGCUUCUCCAUCGCGAUUGAAGAUCGAGCAGAUGAAGACGACAAUUUUCAGCUGGCGCCUCCGCGGCUGUCAAUGCAAUUAGAAGCGGGAGAACAGACCGGAAGAUCAAUAGAGAUUGGGCGGCGUGCUCUGGAUGAUCAACCACCGGGAAGGCUCUCCCGAGGCAGCUUUGGUACUGUCCGGGGCAGUAACCUAUUCGAUGAUCCGAGUGCGUUGGGCCUAAACGAUGUAUCGCAGCCUCUGUUCGAGGGUAGCGUAUUGCAAAUUGCGCCCGAUGCAGACGAGGAUGACUUCGGAGUUCUUGGAGGGAAAUCGAGCUCUGGUGAUGAAAGAGAAGGCUUGCGGCGCGCCAUGUACAAAGAUCACGAUCGUCGCGAAGGUCAUUCCAACAGAGUACAGCAGGCACGGGAGCUCGAGGGCGAAGGAAAGUCUCCCUUCAUUCUCAAUAUCCCAGUGCUUCAGUCUAGACGUUCUUCCGCGGAGGCAAACUUCCCAGACGAGCAACAGCUUGGAGGCCUCGACAAGGAGCCUGAGCAAAGUGUACUCAACGUGAGACCCACCAAUUCCAUCACGAAGGCUAAAGCCGGAAGGAGAGCGCCGAGACCCAUGAAGAAGUCACGCCAGGGGUUUCCGUAUCCCAGCUUUCCCGCUGGGGUCACUAAAAAUAUUGCAUCUACUUUCGCUCGAUCACUGGGCAGCAAAUCGACUAUAAUAGACAAGGAAACACUUGAGGCCAUCACUGAGGCUAUUGACCAAUACUUCGAACAGCUCAGUAUCGAUCUUGGUGUCUUCGCUAGCCAUGCGGGAAGACGGAAAAUUGGCGAAAACGAUGUCAUUGCUGUCAUGUUGCGGUACGUCAUUCCAACUCUUGGCCCGGCAUAA